This is a messenger RNA of Entamoeba invadens IP1, 248 nucleotides long. RefSeq lists its product as hypothetical. The record is from RefSeq and is a predicted model, not a curated record. The transcript has a single exon. Lineage: Eukaryota; Evosea; Mastigamoebida; Endamoebidae. The annotation marks the transcript as partial.
AUGAUAAAACCACGAACAGAAGAUGUCAUAGAAGUGUUAGGACAGUUAGAAGCAGAUAUUCGUGACAUCGAAACAACAGAAGCGAUGAUUAGAGGAGACAUCAACUACGACACAGUGUUGCACUCAACUUACCUCCCAAUGUACGAACAAUUCCAACUCAAACAUCAACUCGCGUUCAGCAGAAGACAACUCAAACAAACACUCGAGGUUAAGGGCGUAUUGGCAAGGCGGUUCAACGUACCUCAAAA